Messenger RNA from Cynocephalus volans (Philippine flying lemur), 7548 nucleotides. RefSeq names its product coiled-coil domain containing 88C (gene CCDC88C). The coding region runs from base 96 to 6224 and encodes 2042 amino acids. The record is from RefSeq and is a predicted model, not a curated record. Gene Ontology annotation, cellular component: cytoplasm; centrosome. NCBI's taxonomy places the organism in Eukaryota, Metazoa, Chordata, Mammalia, Dermoptera, Cynocephalidae. Gene Ontology annotation, biological process: cytoskeleton-dependent intracellular transport; cytoplasmic microtubule organization. The transcript has 31 exons. Gene Ontology annotation, molecular function: dynein light intermediate chain binding; microtubule binding.
GCAGCCCCGCGCCCGCCGCUCGCUGCUGGAGCAGCUUUGUGCCGCGGCGCGGGGGACGGGACGCGGGGCGCGGAGCCGGCGGGCGCAGCCUCGGCAUGGACGUCACCGUCUCGGAGCUCCUGGAGCUCUUCCUGCAGAGCCCCUUGGUGACCUGGGUGAAAACUUUUGGCCUGAUCGGAAGCGGCAACCAGGACAACCUGAGUAUGUACAUGGAGUUAGUGGACGGCAUCUUUUUGAACCAAAUCAUGUUGCAAAUAGAUCCCAGGCCGACGAACCCACGCAUCAAUAAGCACGUCAACAACGACGUCAACCUUCGCAUUCAGAAUCUGACCAUCCUGGUGAGAAACAUUAAGACCUACUACCAGGAAGUUCUCCAGCAGCUGAUCGUAAUGAAUUUGCCCAAUGUUUUGGUGAUUGGCAAAGACCCGCUGUCUGGGAAGAGUAUGGAGGAGAUUAAGAAGGUGUUGCUGCUGGUGCUGGGCUGUGCCGUGCAGUGUGAGAGGAAAGAGGAGUUUAUUGAAAGGAUCAAACAGCUGGACAUUGAGACCCAGGCCGGGAUCGUGGCUCACAUCCAGGAGGGUGCCCUGUGUCAUGGGAUGAGAUUUCUCCUAAUUCUCAGAGAUCAGCUGUACCCAGUCGUGUCCUUUGUAAGGUGGGGACAGGUGACCCACAACCAGGAGAACGUGUUUGACUUGCAGUGGCUGGAACUGCCAGAUGUGGCCCCAGAGGAGCUAGAGGCCCUCUCGAGGAACAUGGUGUUCCACCUCCGGAGGCUCAUCGAUGAGCGGGACGAGUGCACAGAGCUGAUCGUGGACCUGACGCAGGAACGUGACUACCUGCAGGCACAGCAUCCCCCCAGCCCCAGCAAGUCCUCCAGUGCCGACUCCACCCCUAGCCCCACCAGCAGCCUCUCCGGCGAAGACAAGCAGCACCUGGCUGUGGAGCUGGCCGACACCAAGGCCCGGCUGCGGCGCGUCCGGCAGGAGCUGGAGGAGAAGACAGAGCAGCUUGUGGACACCAGACACGAGGUAGAUCAGCUGGUGCUGGAGCUGCAGAAAGUCAAGCAGGAGAACAUCCAGCUGGCUGCGGACGCCCGUUCUGCACGUGCCUACCGAGAUGAACUGGAUUCCCUGCGGGAGAAGGCGAACCGCGUGGAGAGGCUGGAGAUGGAGCUGGUUCGCUGCAAAGAGAAGCUGCACGACGUGGACUUCUACAAGGCUCGCAUGGAGGAGCUGAGAGAAGAUAAUAUCAUUUUGAUUGAAACCAAAGCCAUGCUGGAGGAACAGCUGACUGCCACCCGGGCCCGGGGCGAUAAAGUCCAUGAGCUGGAGAAGGAGAACCUGCAGCUGAAAUCUAAACUUCACGACCUGGAAUUGGACCGGGACACAGACAAGAAACGAAUCGAGGAGCUGCUGGAAGAAAACAUGGUCCUCGAGAUUGCACAGAAGCAGAGCAUGAACGAAUCCGCCCACCUUGGCUGGGAGUUGGAGCAGCUGUCCAAGAAUGCAGACCUGUCCGACGCCUCCAGGAAGUCCUUCGUGUUUGAGCUGAACGAGUGUGCCUCCAGCCGCAUCCUGAAGCUGGAGAAGGAGAACCAGAGCCUGCAGAGCACCAUCCAGGGCCUGCGGGAGGCGUCCCUGGCGCUGGAGGAGAGCAGCUUCAAGUGCGGGGAGCUGGAGAAAGAGAACCACCAGCUCAGCAAGAAGAUUGAAAAGUUACAAACCCAGCUGGAGAGAGAAAAGCAGAGCAACCAGGAUUUGGAGACCCUCAGCGAGGAGCUGAUCAAAGAGAAGGAGCAGCUUCAGAGUGACAUGGAGACCCUGAAGGCAGACAGAGCCAGGCAGAUCAAGGAUCUCGAGCAGGAGAAGGACCACCUCAACCACGUGGUGUGGUCGCUGCGCGAGAGGUCGCAGGUCAGCAGUGAGGCCCGCGUGAGGGACGUGGAGAAGGAGAACAGAGCCCUGCACCAGACGGUGACAGAGGCCAGCAGCAAGCUCAGCCAGCUGGAGUUCGAGAAGCAGCAGCUGCACAAAGACCUCGAGCAGGCCAAGGAGAAGGGGGAGCGGGCGGAGAAGCUGGAGCAGGAGCUGCAGCGGCUGGAGGAGGAGAACGAGCGGCUGGCCCAGAAGGUGACCUCCCUGCAGACGGCCACUGAGAAAGUUGAGGCCCUGGAGCAUGAGAGCCGGGGUCUGGAGCUGGAGAACCAGACACUGCGGAAGUCUCUGGACACCCUGCAGAACGUGUCCGUGCAGCUCGAGGGCCUGGAGCGGGACAACAAGCAGCUGGACGAGGAGAACCUGGAGCUGCGCAGGAUGGUGGAGGCCAUGCGCUUCACGAGCACCAAGAUGGCACAACUCGAGCGGGAGAACCAGCAGCUGGAGCGCGAGAAGGAGGAGCUGCGGAAGCGUGUGGAGCUGCUGAAGGCCCUGAGCAAGAAGUCGGAGCGCCUGGAGCUCAGCUACCAAAGCGUGAGCGCCGAGAACCUCCGGCUGCAGCAGAGCCUGGAGAGCAGCGGCCACAAGUCGCAGGCCCUGGAGAGGGAGCUGGCCGAGCUGGAGGCGGAGCGCCAGGCCCUGCAGCGGGACCUGGAGGCCCUCCGGCUGACCAGCAAGCGGCUGGAGAGGGCCGAGCAGGACAGGAAGGCCCUGGAGCAGGAGGUGGCCCAGCUUGAGAAGGACAAGAAGCUGCUGGAGAAGGAGGCCAAGCGGCUGUGGCAGCAGGUGGAGCUGAAGGACGCGGUGUUGGACGACAGCACCGCCAAGCUGUCUGCUGCCGAGAGGGAGAGCCGCGCGCUGGACAAGGAGCUGGCCCGCUGCAGAGACGCGGCCAGCAAGCUGAAGGAGCUGGAGAAGGACAACAGGGACCUCACCAAGCAAGUCACCGUGCACACGAGGACACUGACCACCUUGAGAGAGGACCUGGUGCUGGAGAAGCUGAAGAGCCAGCAGCUGACCAGUGAGCUGGACAAACUGAGCCAGGAGCUGGAGAAGGUUGGCCUCAACAGGGAGCUGCUGCUGCAGGAGGACGAUCACAGCGGCAGUGACACAAAAUACAAGCUUUUGGAGGGCAGAAAUGAUUCCGCGUUAAAAACGACACUGGCCAUGAAAGAAGAAAAGAUUGUGUUCUUAGAAGCGCAGAUGGAAGAGAAAGUGAGCCUGAACCACCAGUUGCAGAAUGAGCUCCAGAUGCUGAAGGAGGAGUGUGAGACCCUCAGGCAGAACCAGGGAGAGGGAAAGCACGUGCAGAACUCUUUCAAACUCCCUGUGGGCAAGUUGGUCACCAGUCACCAGGGGAAGGACACCUGGGGACCCAGCCACAAGGAAGCCACGAUGGAGCUGCUUCGCGUCAAGGACCGGGCCAUCGAGCUGGAACGGAAUAAUGCAGCUCUGCAGGCGGAGAAGCAGCUGCUCAAGGAACAGCUGCAGCACUUGGAGACCCAGAACGUGGCCUUCAGCAGUCAGAUCCUAACGCUGCAGAAACAGAGCGCCUUCCUGCAGGAGCACAACACCACGCUGCAGACGCAGACGGCCAAGCUGCAGGUGGAGAACUCCACUCUGAGCUCGCAGAGCGCCGCGCUCACCGCGCAGUACACGCUGCUGCAGAACCAGCACGCGGCCAAGGAGAACGAGACCGAGAGCCUGCAGAAGCAGCAGGAGCAGCUGGCGGCGGCCUACGAGGCCCUGCUCCAGGACCAUGAGCACCUGGGCGCGCUCCAUGAGCGGCAGUCGGCUGAGUACGAGGCCCUCAUCCACCAGCACAGCUGCCUGAAGACGCUGCAUCGGAACCUGGAGCUGGAGCACAAGGAGCUGGAGGAGAGGCAUGGUGACAUGCUGAAGCACAAGGCAGAGCUGGAGGAGCUGGAGAAGGUCUUGAGCACAGAGCGGGAGGCCCUGCAGCAAGAGCAGAGGACCAGCGCCGUCGCCGCGGCCGAGAACCAGAGGCUGCGGGGAGAACUGGACAGGGUCAGUUUCCUGCACCACCAGCUGAAGGGGGAAUACGAGGAGCUGCACGCCCACACCAAGGAACUGAAAACCUCGUUGAACAACUCGCAGCUGGAGCUGAACCGCUGGCAGGCCCGGUUCGACGAGCUGAAGCAGCAGCACCAGAGCAUGGACAUCUCGCUGACCAAGCUGGACAACCACUGUGAGCUGCUCUCCCGUCUCAAGGGGAACUUGGAGGAAGAAAAUCAUCACCUGUUGAGCCAGAUCCAGCUGUUGAGCCAGCAGAACCAGUUGCUUCUGGAACAGAACAUGGAGAACAAGGAGCAGUACCACGAGGAGCAGAAGCAGUACAUAGACAAAUUAAAUGCCUUACGGAGACAUAAGGAAAAACUGGAAGAGAAAAUCAUGGAUCAGUACAAGUUCUAUGAUCCUGCUCCAAAAAAGAAGAACCACUGGAUUGGAGCCAAAGCCUUAGUCAAACUCAUCAAACCAAAGAAGGAGGGUUCAAGAGAGCGGUUAAAAUCAGCUGUGGACACCCCUCCCUGGCAGCCGGAGUCCUCAGACCCCUCCUCGCCGUCAGCCUCUCAGCCUCUCCGAUCACAGCCAGAGAACCCUGACACCCCCAUGUUGGGCUCGAACUGUGCAGAAGAACACGACACCCACAACGGGCCUGUGGGGAAAGGCCCUGGGGAUCUAAAAGCAAAACGAGGGUCCCCACACGGAGGCAGCCUUGACCGCACAGAUCCCUCCGCUGACCUAGCCACAAAGUCUUGGCCCUCAGAGCUGGGCUCCCGGACCUGUUCAACCUCGGCCAUCACUACAACCCCUUCCAGCUCCACCCCCACCUCCCGGCACCCAGGCCGCACCAAAGGCUAUAGUUCAGAAGACAACCUCUGCGAGCCUUCCCUGGAGCUCGAGUGCACCAACCACAGGCAAUACGUGUCACGGCCAAGUAGCUUAGAGAGCAGUAGAAAUACAUCCAGCAACAGCUCACCUCUUAACCUAAAAGGUUCCUCCGACCAGCUCCACGGCCGGUCCGAGAGCUUCAGCAGCGAAGACCUGAUCCCCAGCAGGGACUCGGUCACUCUGCUGCGGGACACCAGCACCCCGGGACGCACAGCCCUCGGCCGCCAUGAGUAUCCCCCACCUCGGAAUGGGCCUCUCCCCCAGGAGGGUGCCCAGAAGAGGGGUGCGGCCCCACCCCACACAGGCACACGGCCCUGCUCAGCCUCCCCCAGCAGCGAGAUGGUCACCUUGGAGGAAUUCCUGGAGGAGAGCAAUCGGAGCUCCCCCACCCAGGACACUCCCAGUUGCUGGGAUGACCUGCUAAGUGACUACUUCCGAAAGGCCAGUGAUGCCCCGGCCGUCGGAGGCCAGCCAGGACCGCCCACCAGCUUUGUGGCCCCCACCAUCAAGGUGGCCGUCAACACCUCUGAAGGGAGGCUGCUGAAGCCUGGGCAGCAUGUGAAGCCAAACAUCAGACCGGCUGAGGCCGAGACCCCACCCAGUGCCCCCUCAAGACAGGCCCAGCCUCCCCAGAGCCUGUCUCUGGGCAGAACCAGGCAAGCCACCAUGCCCCCAACGUCCCACACACCUGCCAGCCGGAGUGCGUCCCUGAGCCGGGCCUUCAGCCUGGCCUCAGCUGACCUUCUCCGGGCCAGCGGGCCAGAGGCCUGCAAACAGGAGUCCCCUCAGAAGUUGGGGGGUCCUGAGGCCUCAGGGAGCAGAGAGACCGGAAGCCACACCGUGCAAAGCCCCGCAUCCCCCAGCUCGCACAGCCUGCUCCGGGAGCGGACCCCACUGGUGGGGAAGGCUGGCGGUUCCUGUCAGGGCCCAGGGCCGCGCAGCCGGCCGCUGGACAUGCGGCGCUUCUCACUGGCUCCCCCAAAAGAAGAGAGGCUGGCCCCCCUGCAGCAGUCCGCCACGGCCCCGGCCAUCGCCACCACAGGUAGUGGCGUCAGCAGCUGCCCGUCCCAGCACUUCUCACCUGCCGCAGUCCCAGCUGCCAGGACCAAGCCCAAGGUGCCCCCACACUCGGGGGAGGUGGCCACCAUCACCCCUGUCCGGGUGGGGCUCAGCCUCUCAGAGGGAGACGGGGUCCCAGGGCCAGCCCAUGGCGAGGGGCUCCCAGCCAAGAGCCCACGUAGGUCUCCAGACUCAGUCCCCCAUGCCAGCCGGGGCCCUGAGGACUUCAGUCGAGGGAGCAGCUCCAAGAGCACGCCAGUGUCCCCGGAGCCAGGUGGGGACCAGCAGACUGUGUGGUAUGAAUACGGCUGUGUGUGAUUGUGUCAUGGAUCAGCAGCUCCCGAACCUUCCAACUACUGACGCGCCUUCUGACUCCUGUGGCCUUUUCCCCGGCUCGCCUGUGGUACCGGCCAAGGUUUAGAAGGAAGAAAGGGAUUCCCAGGCUUUUCUCCUGUUUGUUUUGCAAAUGAAAACACUGUGCCAAGCCCUGAGAGGAUCACACUCCCAGGUGUGUAACGUGUCUUCUGAAUCUGCAGCUUCCAGCAGCCGAUAGCUCCCGAACAAGUCCACUUCAGGGGACAGCUUAGGAUGCAAUGACAAAACUGACCUACCCCAAAGCAGACACUAUUUGAGGGUGCCCCGGUAGAACACUCAUUUGCAACUUGUUGACCUCCAUUAAAGAGUGUGCGCCCAUACACACUCACACACACACGCACACACAUGCACACACACGAUGGGCUCACAAGGCUAAGCCCUGGUGGGUCUAGAAACUCUACUGCCCCUCCCAAAUGCUACUCGAUCCUAGGAGAAGCCCCCGGCCAAACUACCAUGAUCUUGGAGCCUUGGGCAGACCCCAGAGUCAAGCUUGCUGUUAAAAAGCAGGAGUACUGCCACUCCAGGUCCCAAGCACGUCCCUUCACCGCAGGGCCCAGGGCGGCCUCAGGCAUGUGCCUCUCUCCUCCAGCUGGCUCCUGGGCUCUGCACAGUGGGCUCUGAGGGCCACAUGGGGACCUACCUUCCUAGCCCUUCCCUGGCUCACUUUUCUGCAAGCACUGGAUCUGCCAGGCCUGGAGGGCGGGCAGGGCAGAGAGAUGACGAUGCCCCCCAGCCCCCUCCCAGUGAGUGUACAUAGCGCCCAGAGGGGACACCUGUGCACGAGCAAGGUGCACACUUGUUUUGUCUCGUGGCUACACUGUCCGACUUCCCCCCCUCUCAGACGGGGUGUUGAUUUAUUACUUCUGAGUAACUUUUUAGGGUGGAAACCAAAUUUCUUUUAAUAUAUUACGUAUAUAUGUACACACUCAUGUGAAAUAUGUAUAACUUGAGAAGGGGCCUAUUUAUGUUCCAUUGGGAGUUCUUUUCUAUCAGGAAUCUUACCUGCUGCUUUGUGUAUUUGGUCAGAUUCCUGACACAUUGUUUCCUGUUGUAAAGGUGCUUUUCCUGGGGUUACUAAACCUGUUGAAUUUUUUUUUUUUUUUUUUUUAAGAUUUUUCCUUUUGAUUUAAUAUACUGAGAAAGAAACGGGAGACUUCUGAAUGUUAACAGGAUCCAUUUUAGGAGUGUUUUGAGUUGUGUGUUAAAUAGCCAUUCAUUCUGGAACACAAAGACAGGAUUGUAAUAAAGUGGAAUGGAGUAGAAGCGA